Halteromyces radiatus is the source of this 1550-nucleotide messenger RNA. Its product is annotated as GHMP kinase. Gene Ontology annotation, biological process: ergosterol biosynthetic process; isoprenoid biosynthetic process. The coding region runs from base 275 to 1444 and encodes 389 amino acids. Gene Ontology annotation, cellular component: cytoplasm. Gene Ontology annotation, molecular function: mevalonate kinase activity; ATP binding. The transcript has 7 exons. The record is from RefSeq and is a predicted model, not a curated record. Lineage: Eukaryota; Fungi; Mucoromycota; Mucoromycetes; Mucorales; Cunninghamellaceae.
UCAACGUGUUCUUCAACACCAACCUUUUGGGACUUUUCAACUUGAGACAUGUUUGUAGAGAGAAAGAAAAGAGAAAAAGGAGAAAACCUUGUUUUCCUUAAAAAAAUUUACUUUAUAUUUUGGGUGGCUUCCAAAUUUAUAAAAUAUAUAUAUAUACUAUGACCCAUUCUAAUAAUAUUCUUGUGACAGCACCUGGAAAAGUCAUUCUUUUUGGUGAACAUGCUGUGGUCUAUCAAAAAGUAAGAAAAAAAAAUAUAAUGAUGAAUUCACCAAGAUGAUAACCAUUAUUCCACUUUUCUUUUUCUUAAAGCAUGCUGUGGCUGCUUCCUUAGGUCUUCGUACUCAUUUAUAUAUUGAAAGAACUCAAGAUAGUAUUUUCUCUUUGGACUUAUCUGAUGUCGCAGUAUCUUGUCAAUGGUCAUUAUCUGACUUCCCAUGGGACCUUGCUCAAGUUGAAAAUGAUGACCAUCAUCCCAUCAACGAUAUGACACCAACAUUGAAAAAAAGAUUACAAGAAUUGGCCGGUGAUUAUACAAACCCAGCCCAAGAAAAAGCAUUGAUGGCUUUCCUCUAUUUGGUGAUGACACUAGUUUCUCCUUUACAAGAAAAAACUGGCUUCAAGAUUUGUUGCCGAUCCUUUUUACCGGUGGGUGCAGGGUUAGGAAGUUCGGCUAGCUACUCCGUUGUGUUAGCAACUGCUCUUUUGAUUACUUUCGGUUAUAUUCCCGUGGAUUUUGCUUCUUCCAGUGACAAGAUUCAAUAUCUUGAAACUAUCAACCGAUAUGCAUUCAAGGCUGAACAAGUGAUCCAUGGUAAUCCAAGUGGUGUGGAUAAUGCUGUCGCUGCUUUUGGUGGUGCCAAAACAUUCUUGAAAGGAAAAGGAUUCUCAACUUUGGAAGGAUUCAAGUCUUUACGAUUAUUAUUGACAAAUACCAAGGUACCCCGUUCAACUAGUGCUCUUGUUGAAUUUGCAGCAAACAGAAAAGCAAAAUACCCUCAUGUGAUUGAUCCUAUCAUGGACGCUAUAGAUGGUGUGUCAAUUCGGUGCAAAGAUGCUUUUUUGGAAUAUCAAAACGGAACUAUGGAUUCACUUUCUCUUGUGACCGAAUUGGAGGAACUCGUCGACAUGAAUCAUUGUUUAUUGUAUGCUCUUGGUGUGACUCAUCCAAGCCUAGAAAAAAUCCGACGUAUCACUGCUUCGCAUGGUUUGAUUACAAAAUUGACAGGUGCUGGUGGUGGUGGCUGUGCUGUUACUAUUAUUCGGGAUGAUGUCGAUCAAGAAACAAUCACUAAAGUGAUGGAAUUGCUAGAAAAGGAAGGAUUCGAUUGUUAUCAAACAUCUGUUGGUGGUACUGGUGUAGAGGCUGUCACUUUGACUCCUGCUGAAGAUAUAGAAUGGAUGAUCAAUGCCGAUAAAGAAACUCUAGAAAACAAAUUUCUUUAAUUGAUAGUUUACAUUUAUUUCAUUUAAUUUAUUUAUCUUCUCUAUACUUUUUUUUUUUUUUUACCCUUUACUAUUAUACAAUGGAUCAAGUUUUUGCUCAUACAAC